AUAUUUAACCUCAUUUCUGACGACCAUCGUCCUGUCUUUAUAUAAAUAAUUUAAAGACAGGAUUUUUUAAAUAUCACACUACACUGAAUAGUAAUGAAAAAUAAACGUCAAUGGAACUAUAACGUUAAGUUCUUCAACCAAUAUAAAAGUUACUUUUAAUGUACUGAAAAUCAAUUGCUUUACAAGUUGAUUAAAAAUUGGUGGAAAAGGUACAAGAAAAUGAACGCCACUUGGAGAACAUACUUGUUGUGGUUUGCCCAGGAACACAUCGAAUUCCGAUUUGCGGAAAUACAGUCUCUGCUUUCCCUAUUUAAUAUUGACAUGAGGUACCUAGAGAGGCCAAAGGAUGAACCAUAUUGGAUUGUGCAAUUUGCAUCUGAAAAAGAUGUUCAUCUGCUUGCUAGCAGAUCUGUCUCCUUGAGAAACUGCCUGGAGCUUUGGUCUCGUGCUAAAACAGUCCAAAACCUACAUGAAAAACUUAAAAGUGUCCCUCCCAAAAUAAUGGCACCUUAUUUUCGUCCGGAGAAAUCUUUCAAAAUAGAAGUGGAAACAUUUUGCCGCCAUUUCACACAAAAAGAGAAAAUUGAUAAAAUUGAGACUUUCAGUUACUUACCAUUGGAAGGGCCCGUAAAUUUAAAAAAUCCAGAUGUUACCUUACAAUAUAUAGAGUAUUAUGGAACUAUUUCCAAUAACCCUCCUGAACUACCAUACGAAGUUUUCUUCGGAAGAUGGGUAGCUAGUGGUUUACGUCAGCUCAUCAAAAAGUUGUCUUUGAAAACUAGAAAAUUUAUAGGUAAUACAAGUAUGGAUCCCCAGUUAUCUCUUCUCAUGGCAAAUCAAGCAAAAGUUAAAGAGGGAGAUAUUAUUUUGGACCCCUUUGUUGGAACGGGGUCACUUUUAGUAGCAGCUGCUCACUUCGGUGGUUAUGUUCUAGGUACCGAUAUUGAUUACCUAAUGCUACAUGCGAGAACAAGACCAUCAAGAAUAAAUCAGAAGCGGAGGGAGACAGAUGAAAGUAUUAAAGCAAACAUGAAGCAGUACAACCUAGAACAUCGUUAUUUGGACGUAUUGGUGAAUGAUUUUUCAGUCCCAUUUUGGAGAAACGAUUUCCAAUUUGACGCUAUUAUUACAGAUCCCCCAUAUGGAAUAAGAGAGGCCACCGAAAAAAUUGGAACGGCUAAAGAAAAUUGCAUCAUCAAAGAAGAACAUUUACCCACACACAUUCCCGCUAAAAUAGAAUACGGAAUAUCUAAUAUUUACAAAGAUCUGUUAGCGUUCUCUGCGAAGCAUUUGAAAGUCGGAGGUUGUGUAGUUUGUUGGUUCCCAGUUUUCAGGGAAGACUACCAUGAAAGUGGCCUACCUUCACAUCCAUGCUUGAAACUGACUGCUAAUUCUGAACAAGUAUUAUCUAAAAUCACAUCUCGAAGGUUACUUACUUUUGAAAAAAUCAGACCCCCAAGCCAAGAAGAACUGGACACCAUCCAUAGCCAGAUAACAGAUUUCAGGGAGAAGUAUUAUACUGCAAGGGAGGAAACAAGACAGGAAAGAAGGAUGAAAGAGGCGAGAAUCAGGAAAGAAAAUCAUUUAAAGUACAAAGAAAACAUAAAGAAAGUUGAAUAAAAACAAUUUUUAUGAGUAAGACAUUUA
Leptinotarsa decemlineata (Colorado potato beetle) is the source of this 1647-nucleotide messenger RNA. Its product is annotated as tRNA (guanine(10)-N(2))-methyltransferase TRMT11. The record is from RefSeq and is a predicted model, not a curated record. Gene Ontology annotation, molecular function: tRNA (guanine(10)-N2)-methyltransferase activity; nucleic acid binding. Gene Ontology annotation, biological process: methylation. Gene Ontology annotation, cellular component: cytoplasm. NCBI's taxonomy places the organism in Eukaryota, Metazoa, Arthropoda, Insecta, Coleoptera, Chrysomelidae.